Tauraco erythrolophus (red-crested turaco) is the source of this 894-nucleotide messenger RNA. The record is from RefSeq and is a predicted model, not a curated record. Lineage: Eukaryota; Metazoa; Chordata; Aves; Musophagiformes; Musophagidae.
AUGGACAGAAUGACGGAAGAUGCUCUGCGCCUCAACCUCUUGAAACGGAGCUUGGACCAAGCGGACGAUCGCGAUGACGUCCUGGCGAAGAGGUUGAAAAUGGAAGGACACGAGGCCAUGGAGCGCCUGAAGAUGCUGGCACUGCUGAAGAGGAAAGACCUCUCGGGCAUCGAGGUGCCCCACGAGCUCCCGGUGAAACAGGAUGGUGUGAAAGUCUACGAAGAGAAGCUGAACGGGAGCCUUCGGCCCCAUGGGGAUGGCAGGACUGCAGGGAGGCCGGGCAAGGAGAACAUUAACGACGAGCCGGUGGAUAUGAGCGCCAGGAGAAGCGACCAGGACAGGGGACGAUUAACCCCUUCGCCGGAUAUAAUUGUCCUCUCCGAUAAUGAGGCGUCCAGUCCCCGUUCCAGCUCUCGGAUGGAGGAAAGACUCAAGGCAGCAAAUCUUGAAAUGUUCAAGGGUAAAAGCCUGGAGGAGCGACAGCAGCUCAUCAAGCAGCUUCGGGAUGAGCUACGGCUGGAGGAGGCCAGGCUGGUGCUGCUGAAGAAACUGAGGCAAAGUCAGCUGCAAAAGGAGAACGUGGUACAGAAGACGCCGGUUGUCCAGAAUGCGGCGUCGAUUGUCCAGCCAUCUCCUGCUCACGUGGGACAGCAGGGACUGUCCAAGCUUCCCUCCAGGCCUGGAGCUCAGGGGGUUGAGCCUCAGAACUUAAGGACAUUACAGGGUCACAGUGUCAUCAGGUCUGCCACGAACACGACCCUGCCCCACAUGCUCAUGUCGCAGCGCGUCAUCGCGCCGAACCCGGCCCAGUUGCAAGGGCAGCGGGUCCCUCCCAAGCCUGGCCUCAUCCGCACGACAACUCCGAGCAUGAAUCCAGCCAUCAACUACCAACCG